ACAUGAAUCGAGUUAUCAAAGUGUCAUGGACGGUGGCUACUCUAGUAUUGGUGAUUGUUCGAAGCAUCGCUGCCGAAAAUGAAGAGCUGUGUGCAGACCGUCCAGAAUUUUCGCUUGUGAAGGAUGAAGACUACUGCUAUCGGUAUUUUAUAUGUGUGGGAGGAUUUGCAUAUCCGAUGAGAUGCAAUGGAGAUCUUUGGUUCGACGAGGAAACCCAAAGCUGUCUUAGCGCGAAUCUGGUGACGUGUGAUGUAGAAGAGCCGACCAAACCGGCUCCAGUGCCGGGAAUUUGCAACGAAAUCGAAGAUAAUGAACUGGUGCUUCAUCCAUACUUUUGCAAUACAUACUUUAUCUGUAUUGGUGAAGUGGGAGCUGCGGUUGUUUGUCCAUCAGGAACGUGGUUUGAUACCGACAGUCGGACUUGCAGGGAUCCUGCAGACGUCAACUGUCCGCAUGGUCCAGCAGGAGUUGUUAGUUGUCAAAUGGAAGAUAAUUUUGCAUUGGUACCAAGUGACCGGUUCUGCAAUCGCUAUUACCAAUGUGUGAAUGGGUAUCCCUUUCCGAUGAUCUGUCCCGAUAAUCAGUGGUUCAAUUCCACAAGAGGUGUGUGUGACCAUCGAAGCAGUGUGGAGUGUGAUUUGAAUCCCGGAGAACCGACUGAUCCCCCGACACCAAACGUCUGUGAUUUCAUUCCCAACAAUGCCCUAACGGCCAAUCCUACGGCGUGCAACAAAUACUAUGUCUGUGUCAACGGAGUUGGUUGGCCGAAAGUUUGUCCCAUGAACUUAUGGUUCGAUGCGGUCGGUCAAACGUGUGUUCGUGCUGCGGUAGUGAACUGUCCACUAGGACCACCGAUACCGCCGGAAACGACUACCACUCCAUUUAGUCGCUGUGAUGGUGUUCCCAACUUGUCGUACGUUGCUGGAGACGAAUUCUGCUAUCAGUAUUAUCAAUGUCGCCGUGGAGUUCCAUUCCCAUUGAUCUGUUCGGACAACCGGUGGUUUUCGGAAGAAACUCAGAGUUGUGAAGAUCCGGAAGCCGUAUUAUGUGAACUCGAUGAUUCACCUCCGCCGGUAACCCCUACUCCGGGAAUCUGCUCGGACAUCGAAGACGGGGUGAUGGUUGAGCAUCCCCUGCACUGCAAUCAAUACUAUCUGUGUGUAGGUCAAAUUGGAUUCUCCGCCAUUUGUCCGAUGGGGCUUUGGUUCGAUGAACCCAAUCAAAGCUGCAACAAUCCACUGAUCGUAGAUUGUUCUCAUGGUCCCACGACUCCAGCUCCCGAUCCAUUUGCGGUAUGCAACGGAAUAUUCGACUACCGGUUCGUACGGAACGAAGACUACUGCUAUCAGUAUAUCCAAUGUAUCGGAGGAACUCCGUUUCCACUUGUGUGCCACGAUGGGAUGUGGUUCGAUGUAGACCGACAGACGUGCGAUCGAUCGGAGUAUGUAGAAUGUGACGGAAUCCAUCCGCCAAUCGUUCGACCUCCAGAUCAUUCCGGUAGUUGCGAGGGAAUCGAUGAUGGGGUUCUGACCGCUCAUCACACUUUCUGCAAUGAAUAUUUCCUGUGUGUUCACGAAAUCGGAUGGCCUAUUAUCUGUCCCGUUGGACUUUGGUUUGACGAAGAUCGGCAAACGUGUUCUCUUGCUGGCCGUGUAGGUUGCAAACUAGCUCCGGUGCGUCCACCCGUGACCGAUAGUCCGUAUGCUUUGUGCAAAGGUAUUCCGGAAAAUGCGUACGUUCGUAACUCGGAAUAUUGUUAUCGCUAUUUCAAAUGUGUGAGUGGAUCUCCGUUUCCAAUGAUCUGCCCAAUGGAACAGUGGUUCGAUGAACGCCAGCAACGCUGCCGUAAUUCAACCGAAGUGACCUGUUCAAUCGAAGGUGAUCAAACACGACCACCGCCGACGGUCGGAGUUUGUGUUGGAGUAGAAAACACUGUCCAAGUACCGAAUCGAAGAGCUUGCAAUCAGUUUUAUACCUGUAUCGACGAAGUUCCAUUUCCACAAGUUUGUGGCUUCGGACUUUGGUUCGAUGAAAUCCGACAGACUUGCUCGGAACCAACGGAGACUGUUUGUGAACUGGGACCUCCCACUACGACAACCAAUGCUCCCCACCCGUGGAUGCUGUGUGAGGAUGUUCCAAAUUAUUCGUAUGUUCCGAGUCCCAAUUAUUGCUACCGAUUCUUCCAGUGUAUUGAUGGAGCCCCGUUCCCCAUGACCUGUUCCGGCAAUUUGUGGUUCGAUCCUGAUCGGCAAAUUUGCGCAGAUUCCGAAGAAGUAACUUGUAUAGUCAAUCCAAACCCUCCGGUUGUUCCACCGACACCCGGCAUCUGUACGGACGUUCCGAACGGACGCCAAGUUCGGGGACCACGGGCAUGCAACCAAUUCUACGUUUGUGUCGAUGAAGUCGGUUAUUCGGUGGUAUGCCCUGAUGGACUAUGGUUCGAUGCAUUCCAGCAAAUCUGUUCCUUGCCGUCAUACACCUACUGUCCGUUGGCCCCCCUUCUGACGACUCCGUCGCCAUACGAACGAUGUGAAGAUAUCCCCAAUUUCGGGUUGGUCAGGAAUGAUUUCUACUGUUACCGGUACUUCCAGUGUGUCGAUGAUGUCCCAUAUCCGAUGAUCUGUCGACCCGGUUUUUGGUUUGAUUUAGAACGUCAGAUGUGUGAUUUGAGUCUCAACGUAAACUGUGAGCUUAGACCGGGAAGUCCGGGCCCAAUUAUUCCUACUCCCGAUAUUUGCGUAGGAUCUCACGACGGCAGCUUUGAAAGGAACUGGAACUUCUGUAAUCAAUACUACCUGUGCGUUGACGAGGAAGCUUAUCCUCAGAUAUGUCCGGAUGGUUUGUGGUUCGAUGAUCAUCGUCAGACAUGCGAUCAGCCAGAGAAUGUCUACUGCCCUCUGGGCGCUUCAACAGCGCCGCCAAUUCCGGAGGAACGAUGCUAUGGAGUACCGGAUUUGUCGUACCUCUCCAACGAUGUCUACUGCUAUCGUUACUAUCAGUGUGUGGAUGGAGUUUCUUAUCCGUUAAUAUGCGGCAGUCAUUUAUGGUUCUCGGAAGAACGUCAGGCAUGCCUAACGGUCGAUGAAGUGACUUGUGAGGGAGAAAAUCGACCACCAGUUGUUCCACCAACAGAAGGAAUCUGUACCGGUUUGGAAAACGGCCGCCAAGUGCUUCAUCCUGGAUUCUGUAAUCAAUUUUACGUCUGCAUCGAUGAAAUUGGUUUCGCUCAGAUAUGUCCAUUCGGAUUGUGGUUCGAUCAAGACCAACAAAGUUGUUCCUCCCCGCCGGACGUCGAGUGUCCUCACGGAAUCGAAUCAACGCCCUCUCCAAUCGAGAAUAUUUGCGUUGGUAAACCGACUGGCACUAAGGUAGCCAAUCCACUCGAAUGUGACUGGUUCUACAUCUGCAUCGAAGGCAAUCCCUAUCGGUCUCCUUGUCCGGAAGAUACCCUGUUCGAUCAGAAUCUGUUGGAAUGUGUUCCUGCGGAGGAAGCCGAAUGUGCCACCGUCGUCACUACAGUUCCUACGCCCAGCCCGUGCUACGGCGUCGAGGAUUACGUGUUGGUACGGAAUCCGUACAACUGUGCUGGAUACUACGAGUGUAUCGGAGGACACGGACGACCGUCGUAUUGCUAUCCGGGAGAGUACUUCAGUGAGGAAUUGCAACGGUGCGAUGCCGCCGAAAAUGUCGAUUGCAGCGUAGAAAGUUCGUCUCCAGAAGACGAUGAUGACGAGGUGGAUCAAUGGGGGCGAAAAGUGAGGCUUAUCGAAAUGUGAAGUAUAUGGAUGAUUUUAUUGAAUAUAUGUGAU
Malaya genurostris is the source of this 3809-nucleotide messenger RNA. RefSeq lists its product as uncharacterized. Gene Ontology annotation, molecular function: chitin binding. The coding region runs from base 3 to 3776 and encodes 1257 amino acids. Gene Ontology annotation, cellular component: extracellular region. NCBI's taxonomy places the organism in Eukaryota, Metazoa, Arthropoda, Insecta, Diptera, Culicidae. The record is from RefSeq and is a predicted model, not a curated record. The transcript has 3 exons.